Microthlaspi erraticum is the source of this 816-nucleotide messenger RNA. The record is from the annotation of a GenBank genome assembly. NCBI's taxonomy places the organism in Eukaryota, Viridiplantae, Streptophyta, Magnoliopsida, Brassicales, Brassicaceae.
AUGUCUCCGGCGAAAUCGACGUUUCUCAUCGGUCCCAUCUUGUCGGUGGACGCCGCCGUGUCUCGCGCGAUUCACACGGCGGCGAAGCCACUACUCCCACCGUUUCUCCUCCUACUCCUCGAGAUCUCCGCCGAUUUCCGAUUCUCCUUCCCCGUGUCCCUUUCCCUUCUCCUCUCCCCUCCGUUACGACCUUUCCUCAUCCCGUUCCUCCUCGGCCUCCUCCUCGAUCUAAUCUUCGUCGGAAUCGUGAAGCUAACCUUCCGUCGAGCUCGUCCCGCUUACAAUCAUCCAUCAAUGUCCGCCGCCGUAUCCGCUGAUCACUAUUCCUUUCCCUCCGGCCACGCCUCCCGCGUCUUCUUCGUUGCCGCAUCAGUUCAUUUCUUUACUUCUGUCGUAGAAGCUCCCAUGGCCGAUCCAAGCUACACUUUCUUAGACGGAUGGAUCAGAGAUCACCGUGAUGGCGAUGUGAAGGGAAAUGUUGUGGUGGGUGUGUGGAUCUGGGCAACAGUGACCGCCGUUUCAAGGAUCCUCUUAGGGAGACAUUACGUGCUCGACGUAGCUGCUGGUGCUUGCUUGGGCAUUCUCGAAGCUCUCUUUGCUCUUCGGUUUCUGACAUUCGAUUUCGAACAGAUCUUUUUUUGGAGGUUUUUACUCGAAUCUCUGUCUCUUUCAGGCUGCCUUUGGUUUGGAGAUACAUGUGAAAUUGGACCCACUUCUGCAAUGUGUACGAGACUGUCUUCUACACUCGUGGAGCAAACUAGCAUUUUCUACAGGAAACUAAUUUGGACUAGAAUGAGAGAACAGAGACAAUCUUAG